Messenger RNA from Aphanomyces astaci, 1696 nucleotides. RefSeq names its product inosine-5'-monophosphate dehydrogenase. The record is from RefSeq and is a predicted model, not a curated record. Gene Ontology annotation, cellular component: cytoplasm. NCBI's taxonomy places the organism in Eukaryota, Oomycota, Saprolegniomycetes, Saprolegniales, Verrucalvaceae. The transcript is spliced from 2 exons. The coding region runs from base 15 to 1571 and encodes 518 amino acids. Gene Ontology annotation, molecular function: IMP dehydrogenase activity. Gene Ontology annotation, biological process: GTP biosynthetic process.
UUUUUCAAUUAGUUAUGGCGGCGGCAUCUGCUCCUCAGUUCGUGUUGGCGAACAAUGACCUCGACGAAGGCUUGGGCCAGGACGGCCGCACCGCCCUCGAGAUCUUCGUGACCAAGAACAACGGCGUCGGUUUGACCUACGACGACUUAAUCCUCAUGCCAGGACACAUCAACUUUGGCGUGGACCAAGUGGACUUGACCACCCGCGUGUCGCGCAACAUCAGCUUGUACUUGCCGCUCGUGUCGUCUCCCAUGGACACGGUAACGGAACAUCAGAUGGCGAUCAGCAUGGCCCUCCACGGCGCCAUCGGGGUGAUCCACUACAACAUGACCGUGGAAGAGCAAUGCCAUGAAGUGUACUUGGUAAAGAAGUUCAAGAACGGUUUCAUCACCAACCCCAAGUGCCUCGCGCCCACCAACACGUUGGCGGACGUCGACACGAUCAAGGCCGAGCUCGGGUUUGCCGGCAUCCCCAUCACCGAAUCCGGCAACGUCGGGUCCACGCUGCUCGGCAUGGUAUCGAGCCGCGAUAUUGACUUCAUCGAAAACCGCGACACGCCGCUCAAGGACGUGAUGGCGACAAACCUCAUCACGGCGCUUGAAGGCGUCAAGCUCGCCGAAGCCAACCAGAUCCUCAAAGAGAAGAAGCUCGGCAAGCUGCCCAUCGUCAACGCCAAGGGCGAGCUCGUGUCGCUCAUCUCCCGCCGUGACUUGGUCAAGAACCGCGACUUUCCGCAUGCGUCCAAGAACGCCAACAAGCAGCUGCUGGUCGGUGCCGCCAUCGGUACCCGUCCCAACGACCGCGACCGCGCGGACGCGCUCGUGGCUGCCGGCGUCGACCUCCUCGUAAUCGACUCGUCGCAAGGUGACUCGACGUUCCAGAUCGAAAUCCUGCAGUACCUGAAGAAGACCCAUCCGCAUGUGGACGUGGUCGGCGGCAACGUUGUGACCAUGCGCCAAGCCAAGAACCUCAUCCUUGCCGGCGCCGACGGUCUUAAGAUCGGCAUGGGAAGCGGCUCCAUCUGCACGACCCAGGAGAUCUGCGCCGUCGGUCGCGCGCAGGCGUCGGCCGUGUACAACACCGCCCGCCUCGCGGCCAAGUACGGCGUGCCUGUGAUCGCCGACGGAGGUAUCUCCAGCUCUGGACACAUCAUCAAGGCGCUGUGUGCCGGCGCGUCCGCCGUCAUGUGCGGGUCGCUGUUUGCCGGUACGGAGGAAGCUCCGGGUCAGUACUUCUUCCAAGACGGCGUGCGACUCAAGAAGUACCGCGGCAUGGGCUCCGUGGAGGCGCAGAGCCAAGGGUCAGCGAAGCGAUACUUUGGCAGCAACGCCGCGGUCAAGGUGGCCCAAGGCGUUAGCGGGGCCGUCGUGGACAAGGGGUCGUUGAACCGGUACAUCCCGUACCUGCAACAAGGCAUCAAGCACGGGUUCCAGGACCUCGGCUCGCGCAGCGUGAAGGACCUCCACGAACAACUGUACGCCGGCGAGCUUCGAUUCGAGAUGCGCACCCCUGCAGCCCAGCGUGAAGGCAGUGUGCACGGCCUGCACACGUACGAGAAGCGCUUGUUUUAGUCAGUUAACAUUGCAAUAACUUCAUCCGCCGCGUAGCACCAGAAAUAACACUAUUUACAAUACAAACACACGUCCUCGUUUUCGAUUUUUGAACGGGGCUUUGCGUGUGUGGUUUUUGCCCGCCA